Emiliania huxleyi CCMP1516 is the source of this 3870-nucleotide messenger RNA. RefSeq lists its product as hypothetical. The transcript is spliced from 13 exons. The record is from RefSeq and is a predicted model, not a curated record. The coding region runs from base 1 to 3870 and encodes 1289 amino acids. NCBI's taxonomy places the organism in Eukaryota, Haptophyta, Isochrysidales, Noelaerhabdaceae.
AUGCUCGAAGCGGGCGAGGGCGUCGUGGCGCCGGAGGAGGUUGCGAGGCAGCUCCGGGCGCUGCUCGACGUCGCUGAGCCGGCCACCUCCCGCCGCCCGACUGCCGCCAGACUGCGUCUUGGCGACACGCUCGGCGCACCACGCGAGCAGCCUCCGCCGCAGCCUGACCAGCACUCGGCGUGGAGCGCCUCGGGGGAGGCGGUGUCCGUCUACCUGCGGGAGACACUGGCGCGGCUCGGACACCCGACGCGUGCGGCGGCGGAGCACGACGCCAGGCCCGUCGCCGAGCCGAGCGGCGAGCCUGCAGUCGAGGGGCACUGCGCCAGCGCGGGCGCCGCUGACGCGGCCUCCCCUCCUCUCACGGAGGAGUGGUUGGCCUCGAGCGGAGCAGCGCGACAAGGGGCCACGGGCGAGGAGGCGGCGAGGGGGGCGGCGAGGGAGGAGGCGCCGUCUGAGGUCGACGCCCCUCCCACUGACACCGGCGGCGGUGGGCUGGUCUCUGGGACGCCGGACUUCGGCGGCGUUGCCAGUGGCGUUGCGAGCGGCGGCAGCAGUCCGGGCGGGGAGGCGGCGAGCAGUCUGGAGGUUGGGGCCGACGCGGAGGUGCGGGCUGGCGGCGCGACCGGCGACAUUGCGGCGCUGCUCCGCCGGCUGGCUGGGCACGGUGCCGCCGUGGCUGCUGCGGCCGCGGAACCGGACGGCCGGAAGCGGGGUAGUGGUCGCGCUCACGCAGCCUCCGCCGACACGCUCGGCGCCGAAGUCGCGGCCGCCGCAGAAGAGGCGUCGGCCGCGGUGGCCGCCGCCGCGCCAGAGGGUGGCGCAGAGGGUGGCGCAGAAGCUGCCAGCGUCGAGCCGAGGCGGCUGGAGGGCGUUUGUCGCGCAGCAGCCAGCCUCGAGGGCGGCGGCGGGGCCGCAUCACACCCCCAAGCCCCCGCCGCCUUUGAAGGCGGCGGCGGCGGCCUGGGUCGCGCGCCGUCGCCCUUCCGCUCCGCCGACAGGAUCAUCCGCUCACCCGCCGCUGACUGGCUGACGGAGCUGGAGGCGGAGGCGGGGCUGCAGGCGUCGGCGGUAGCAGCGGCGGAGGACGGCUCUCUGCGGAUCUCGGCUGAUGCCGGGGCCUCUCUCCAGGCGCCGCUCGACGCGGUGGCGGCAGGCCUCGCCGCCGAGGCGCGCGCCCUCUCCCGCGCGCUGCUCGACGCCGCCCCGUUGCGCGACGCCGGCCGCAUCGACGCCGCCGCAGCCGCCCGUGCAGCCCGGGCGCUCGAGGCCGCCGCGGCGGCUCCGUGCGGCCCCGCCGAGCCGAGCGCGGGCGCGCAGACGGCGCGGUCGCGGGUGCGCACGCUCCACCGCGCCCUCCUCGGCGGCUGCGACGACGGCCGGGAGGCGCCUUGCGGCGCGGGGGUGCCGCCGUCGGCCGACGUCGUCACGUGGUGCGAGGCCGGCGGCUCGACAGCGGAGAUGGCGCAGGCGGAGGCGUCGUGCAAAGCAGCGGCGGUGGCGCUCGCCCGCGGCGCGCUGCUCCCCAACGAGUCCGCAAAGCUCUUCGCGGCGGUCGGCGAAGAAGCGCCCUCGCUCGCCGCUCUCGCCGCCGCUCAGGGCGCCGCGCCCGCUGCACCGAGGCGGUUUGUGGUGCGCACGGCGCCAGCGAGCGACCCGCCGCCCGAGGAGCGGGGCGCCAGCGCAUCGAGCGAUGCACGCGCUGCGAUCCGCGAGGCCAAGGCGCUCGUCGAGGCGUCGCACGAGCUCCUCGCCCCCGCGCCGAAGCGCAAGCCGCCCCCCGCGCCGCAGCGUGUCCUCGAGGCGACCGCCGCGGUGCGCGCCGCUCCCGUCAGCCUCCCGAUCGUGCCGGCGGUCGCAGCGGCGUGGCCCUGGCCCGCUGCCAGACCACAGCCGCCGCAGCCUUCGGCGGCAGCGGUGCCUCCCCCGCCCCCGCCGGAGGAGGAGGAGGGGGCGAUUCCGCGCUCCACCGUCGCCCACCCCGGUUUGCCUCACGCUGCGGCGCGGCGCGCGGCCUCGACCAAGCCAGCCAAGCGGCUGACGACGCGGCUUGUGCCGGGGGGGAAGCGGGAGGGGCGGCCGGAGCAGCAGGAGCAGCGGGGGGCGCCGCCUCGUCCCGCCGCGCCGCCAGUCGGCAUCGCGCGGCCAGCGGCGGAGCUGCCGGCGCCGCACUUGGCCAACCUCGAGCUGUGGGCUCCGCCACUCCUGCAGCGAGACGCGGCGGAGCGCUUCCCGCACCUGCAGGCGCUGGGCGCAGAUGCUGCCGUGGCUGCAGGCUCGAAGCGGCGGCAGCUGGAGCAGCAGCGCGCCGCUCUCGCGCUGCAGCGGUGCGCCCGCCGCAUCCCGGCUCGGCGGCGCGAGGCGCGCCAGCCCAAGGCAGCGGCCUCGGCUGCGGUUGCCACUCGCUUCGGGCCGGCGUCGAGGCCGUGCGAGCCCGGCGUCGACGAGGAGGCUCCAACCGUGCGUUCGGCGACGGCUCUGUCCGCGAGCGCGCCGCUUGUGGACGCGUCUGUGUCGUGCGCCGAGGAGCAGGACACGCCGCCGCCAGUGUCGGCGCCCGUGCCGGCCGCGGCGUCAGCGGAGCGAGGUGGCCCGAGCCAUGACCCCCCUCCGGCGCCAUCGCCAGAGGAGGCUUGCGGCGAGGACGAGGAGGCGCUCUCGGCAGUAGUGCUCGGCAUGCUGCUCGACGAGGUGCGUGCCUCGGCAUCGGGUGGCUCGUCAGCGGCGGGCGGCGUGGCGGCGCAAGGCGGCGACCCGGCGGUGGCUCGCAUCACCGACUGGCUCCCUCGCCCGUCGUCGCUGCCCAGCGCGGAGCCGCGCUUGCCCGGCGUGGCUCGAUUGCGGCCAGAGCCGCUGCAGUCGAGCCCCCCUCAGCUGCAGCAGCCACAUGCUCCGAUGACGACGGCGGAGGGGGCGCCGCUGCAGCGGGAGCGGCUCGAGCCCUCCCGAGAGGCCGCGCGCGAGCCGGCGGUGGCAACGGCGCUGGCGGCGCUCGAGGCCAAGGUGGAGCAGCUCUCCCAAGCGCUGGACGGGCGACCCACCGAGCAGCCGGCACCGGCGGUCGCGGCGAUAGAGGCGCUCGAGGCGAAAGUCGGACUUCUCUCCGAGGCGGUCGAGAAGCUCAAGGCGCGGCUCGUGGAGCUGGAGCAGUCCUCGCUCGCCGCGGAGGAGGCGGCGCUGUCGCACGCCGCGACGCAGAUCCAGCGCCAGUUCCGCGCGGGCAGAGAGCGGGAGCGGGCCGUGCGCCUCGCGCUCGAGCGGGCCGCCCGAGCGACGCCGCACACGUUUGCCGCGGCCUGCGCCUCCCGCAGCCUCGACGCGCUGGGCGCGGUCGUGCGAGGUGCCCUCGGCCACGACGCGUGGGUGCGCGCCUUUCACAACGCGCCCGAAGAGUGGGAGGAGGGGGACAUGGCGGCGGCGGUCAGCAGCGCGCUGGCGGACCCGCUGCGAGCGGCCGAGGUGUGGCUGCUCGCCAAGCCGACUAAGUACGAGCGCGCGCUUCUCGACCUGCGCACCCACGGCGCGGCGGCUGCCACCCGGCCAGCCCCACCGCGCACCGCGUUGCACGAGGGGGCCGAUGCUGCCGACGAGUCGUUUGGCGCGGCAGGCGCCCGCUUCUCUGGCCCGACCUCUGGUGUCAGCGGGGCCGGGUGGGCAGCCGAGCUCAGUGAGGGAGAGGUGCCGACAGUGCCGGCGGCGACGCAUCCGACGAGCCAGGCGCACGAUGUCGUGCCCGGGUUCACGGUCCCGCUGUUGCCGGAGCGCAGCCUUCACCCGGCGCCCGACUUGCACCCCGCGCCAGAGUACACCUCGACCUACGAGCUUAGCGAGGGCGAGAUUCCUCCGCCGUGGUGGCGGGCUGGCCGUGCUUGA